AUGUUUUUAAGGUGCACAGGUGGUGAAGUUGGUGCCACAUCAGCUCUGGCCCCCAAAAUUGGUCCCUUGGGUUUGUCUCCCAAGAAGGUUGGUGAUGACAUUACCAAAGCAACUGGUGACUGGAAAGAGCUAAGAAUCACAGUGAAACUUACCAUUCAGAACAGACAGGCCCAGACUGAGGUUGUGCCUUCUGCCUCAACCUUGAUCAUCAAAGCCCUAAAGGAACCUCGUCAGGACAGAAAAAAGCAUAAAAAUAUUAAACACAAUGGAAACAUCAGUUUCGAUGAGAUUGUCAACGUUGCCUGA
Messenger RNA from Trichosurus vulpecula (common brushtail), 306 nucleotides. RefSeq names its product 60S ribosomal protein L12-like. The transcript has a single exon. NCBI's taxonomy places the organism in Eukaryota, Metazoa, Chordata, Mammalia, Diprotodontia, Phalangeridae. Gene Ontology annotation, cellular component: ribosome; cytosolic large ribosomal subunit. The record is from RefSeq and is a predicted model, not a curated record. Gene Ontology annotation, biological process: translation. Bases 1 to 306 code for a protein of 101 amino acids. Gene Ontology annotation, molecular function: large ribosomal subunit rRNA binding; structural constituent of ribosome.